This is a messenger RNA of Cercospora beticola, 795 nucleotides long. Its product is annotated as metallophosphatase domain-containing protein. The record is from RefSeq and is a predicted model, not a curated record. Gene Ontology annotation, molecular function: hydrolase activity. Lineage: Eukaryota; Fungi; Ascomycota; Dothideomycetes; Mycosphaerellales; Mycosphaerellaceae.
AUGGCGAAAACACGAGUGAUCAAAUUCCUCAUCCUAUCGGAUACACACAAUUUCGACAGAGAAGAAGCAGAUCUCUGUCCGCUCAAGAAACCCCUACCAAAAGUCGACGUCGUACUUCACUGCGGCGAUCUCACUUCCGUCGGUGGCGCGGAAAAUUACAAGAAAGCUCUCGAAAUGCUUGGACACUUCGACGCCGAGCUGAAACUGGUCAUCGCUGGAAAUCAUGAUCUCGAUCUCGAUGAAGAAUACUGGCGCACAAACAAGCCAAAGGAUCGCGAAGAAUCUGAACAUCAAGCCAGCAUCAAAGUCAUGACCGGACCACUCGCAAAGGCUGCAAAUGUGACGUAUCUCCCGGAAGGAACGUACGGCUUCACGUUGAAGGAUGGGAGAAGUUUCAAGAUCUUUGCUUCUCCUCACCAGCCAGAGUUCUGCAAUUGGGCUUUUGGUUACAAGAGAGGCAAUUUGAGGUGGAAGAUUCCUGACGAUGUUGAUAUUGUUAUGACACAUGGGCCGCCUUACGGAUCACUGGACUCAGUCGCGGAGCAGGGCAACAAGAGGCUGGGUUGCGAGACUCUGCUCGAGGAGGUGAAGAGGGUGAAGCCGCUCAUGCAUUGCUUCGGUCAUAUUCAUGGUGGCUAUGGCUGGAAGGUGCAUACUUGGUCGCAUUGGAACGACGCUGCUGGAAGAGACGUCAAGAUCAGUCAGGCAGGAACGAACAGGCCGGUGCAGCAGGCGCAAGUGACGAAAGGCGAAGCGACGCUCAUGGUCAAUGCAGCGAUCAUGAAUGAGGACUAG